GUUGAUUUUUCAUAUAUAAAUACUUGCCUCACUAUAACAUCACACACCAAUCCAUCUUCAAACAUUUUUCACUCAUCCUUCUCUCUCCCUCCCUAUAGUCCCUCUCACACAAUCCUUUUCAUUAUUUCAUUUCUUACUCCCACAAAAGAAAAAUGAAGUUGCUAUCUACAAAAGCCACAUGCAACUCUCAUGGCCAAGACUCAUCGUAUUUCCUAGGAUGGCAAGAAUAUGAAAAGAACCCUUAUGAUGAAGUCAAAAAUCCCAAAGGAAUUAUUCAGAUGGGUCUUGCCGAAAAUCAGCUGUCUUUUGAUCUACUAGAAUCAUGGCUUGCUAAGAAUCAAGAUGUAGCAGGAUUCAAACGUGAUGGAAAAUCAAUUUUCAGAGAACUUGCUCUCUUCCAAGACUACCAUGGUCUACCAUCUUUCAAGAAAGCAUUGGUUGAUUUCAUGGCAGAGAUUAGAGGAAACAAAGUCACUUUUGAUCCAAACCACAUUGUUCUAACAGCUGGUGCCACUUCUGCAAAUGAGACCCUCAUGUUUUGUCUUGCUGAUAAAGGAGAAGCCUUUCUUCUUCCCACUCCUUAUUAUCCAGGAUUUGAUAGAGACUUGAAGUGGAGAACUGGGGUGGAGAUAGUUCCAAUACAAUGCACAAGCUCAAACAAUUUCCAAAUCACAGAAUCUGCUCUACAACAAGCUCUUGAAGAAGCAAAGAACAAGAACCUAAGAGUCAAAGGUGUCUUAGUCACAAAUCCAUCAAAUCCACUAGGCACCACAAUGUCAAAGACAGAAUUAAACCUUCUCAUUGACUUCAUCAAAGACAAAAACAUGCAUUUAAUAAGCGACGAAAUCUACUCCGGUACAGUUUUCACCUCUCCGAACUUCGUCAGCGUCAUGGAAAUCCUUAAAGAAAGAACCGAUAAGGAUUUCCUCGACGCCAACGUAGCAGAAAGAGUUCACAUCGUUUAUAGUCUCUCCAAAGACCUCGGCCUACCAGGCUUCCGCGUCGGCGCUAUCUAUUCCAACAACGAAACCGUCGUUGCAGCCGCGACGAAAAUGUCCAGCUUUGGUUUGGUUUCAUCACAAACCCAAUACCUUCUCUCAGCUAUGCUUGGUGACAAAAAAUUCACCAAAAACUACUUAUCCGAGAAUCAGAAGAGGCUCAAAAAACGACAAAAAAUGCUUGUUAACGGAUUACAGAAAGCAAACAUCAGUUGUCUGAAAACAAACAACGCUGGUUUGUUUUGUUGGGUUGAUAUGAGAAACCUUCUAAGCUCAAACACAUUCGAAGCUGAAAUGGAUUUAUGGAAGAAAAUUUUAUACAAAGUUGGGUUGAACAUUUCACCUGGUUCAUCAUGUCAUUGCACUGAACCAGGGUGGUUUCGUGUUUGUUUUGCUAACAUGUCGGAAGAUACAUUAAACCUAGCUAUGAAAAGGUUAAAGGACUUUGUCUCAAACUCCAAUGGUGAAGAGUGUAGUAGUGAUAACAAGAGGACUAGAAGUACCCAAGCUUCUAGAAGUUUUACGAGAAAAUCGAUUUCGAAUUGGGUUUUUAGGUUAUCUUCUCGUGAUCAUCGUGAACAAGAAGAACGAUAACCUGGUUAAUUAUGGUGUGAAUGUGAAUGUGAAGAACUACUACGCAUGCAUGCACAAUUAUAAUAUAUAUAGUAAUAUAUUAUUAACUUUUUUUGUUGUUUUUUUUACUCCUUGGCCAAAUAAUUUUUGGUGGAGUUUUAGGAUCCUACUUUUGGAAAAAUAUAUAUUGUAAUGGUGAAAUUGUAGAGACAAGGAAAUUAAGAAAACUUCACUCUGUCCAUUUGGAUCUAUGUGUGAGGUGUAGGAUUAUGACAAACUUUAAUGUAAGGUUGAAAAAUGUUCUUGGUGUGAAAGUGAUGGAUGAAAAGU
Molecule: messenger RNA, 1901 nt
Organism: Vicia villosa (hairy vetch)
Lineage: Eukaryota; Viridiplantae; Streptophyta; Magnoliopsida; Fabales; Fabaceae
Product: 1-aminocyclopropane-1-carboxylate synthase 3-like
Exons: 3
Coding region: 153-1592 (479 amino acids)
Biological process (GO): amino acid metabolic process; biosynthetic process
Molecular function (GO): 1-aminocyclopropane-1-carboxylate synthase activity; pyridoxal phosphate binding; transaminase activity
Source: RefSeq, a predicted model, not a curated record